CCCCUCGAUUAAAAACGAAAAUAAACUGCUGUUAGGAAUAAAUAACAGUUUUCUCCAAAAUGGAGGAUUCCGAUAUCUUUUUCAACUCAAAUACCCUGCCGAAAUAUAAGAUUGAACUACACAUUCAUUUAGAUGGAGCAAUCAGAACUUCCACUCUCUGGGAAUUAGCUAAGGAGAAGAAAAUAGACUUGCAUGUAGAUUCUGAAGAGGAGUUUUGUUCGUCUUUAAUGGUUGACGAGCCAACUAGCCUAAAGGAUUUUCUUAAGCCAUUCGAAAGAAUCCUCCCUAUUAUUGUUGGGGAUUUGAAAGCUAUUGAACGUAUCGCUUACGAAUUCUGUGAAGACGCCGCUAAGGAAAAUAUUCUGUACGCGGAACCACGUUACAGUCCCCAUCUCCUGAGUUCCUGCUCGGUCACAGCAAAAGAUGUCGUGAAAGCAGUGAACAAAGGACUGGCACGUGGAUCUAAGGAUUUCGGUGUCCAUGUUCGAACUAUUUUGUGCUGCGUGCGUGGGAAAUCAG
Uloborus diversus is the source of this 519-nucleotide messenger RNA. RefSeq names its product adenosine deaminase-like. Gene Ontology annotation, cellular component: external side of plasma membrane; cytosol. Gene Ontology annotation, molecular function: adenosine deaminase activity. Gene Ontology annotation, biological process: adenosine catabolic process; hypoxanthine salvage; inosine biosynthetic process. The annotation marks the transcript as partial. The record is from RefSeq and is a predicted model, not a curated record. NCBI's taxonomy places the organism in Eukaryota, Metazoa, Arthropoda, Arachnida, Araneae, Uloboridae. The transcript has 4 exons.